Ornithorhynchus anatinus (platypus) is the source of this 659-nucleotide messenger RNA. RefSeq names its product dihydropteridine reductase-like. Gene Ontology annotation, biological process: L-phenylalanine catabolic process; tetrahydrobiopterin biosynthetic process. Gene Ontology annotation, cellular component: cytoplasm. NCBI's taxonomy places the organism in Eukaryota, Metazoa, Chordata, Mammalia, Monotremata, Ornithorhynchidae. The record is from RefSeq and is a predicted model, not a curated record. Gene Ontology annotation, molecular function: NADH binding; 6,7-dihydropteridine reductase activity; NADPH binding.
GUCCGGGGCAGCGGGGGACGAUGGCGGCGGUGGCGGCGGAGGGCCGGCGGGUGCUGGUGUACGGGGGCCGAGGGGCCCUGGGCACCCAGUGCGUGCACUACUUCAAAGCCAAAAACUGGUGGGUCGCUAGCAUCGACGUGGUCGAAAAUGAAGAAGCCCACGCCAGUGUCAUCGUCAAAAUGACAGACUCCUUCACCGAACAAGCAGCUCAGGUGACGGUGGAUGUGGACAAGCUUUUAGGCGAGCGGAAGGUGGAUGCCAUCCUCUGUGUGGCCGGUGGCUGGGCCGGAGGCAGUGCCAAGGCGAAAUCUCUGUUCAAAAACUGUGACCUGAUGUGGAAGCAGAGCAUGUGGACCUCAACGAUCUCUAGCCACCUCGCCACCAAGCACCUGAAGGAAGGGGGUCUCCUGACGUUGGCCGGGGCCAAGGCCGCUUUGGAUGGCACCCCAGGCAUGAUUGGAUAUGGCAUGGCCAAGGGAGCGGUACAUCAACUCUGCCAAAGCCUCGCUGGGAAUAACAGUGGUUUGCCGCCCGGUUCUGCGGCUAUUGCUGUCUUACCGGUGACUCUGGAUACGCCGAUGAACAGGAAAUCAACUGAUGCAGACUUCAGCUCCUGGACCCCUCUGGAAUUCCUGGUCGAGUAAGUCCGACAAUGACCA